Molecule: messenger RNA, 1317 nt
Organism: Papaver somniferum (opium poppy)
Lineage: Eukaryota; Viridiplantae; Streptophyta; Magnoliopsida; Ranunculales; Papaveraceae
Exons: 2
Coding region: 1-1317 (438 amino acids)
Source: RefSeq, a predicted model, not a curated record
AUGAGAGAAGCAAACACCACGCCGCUGACUCCGCACUUGGCCAAAGCACUUAUCCCUCAGAAGUGCCAUGUUCCAGCAUUCGAAUGUUACGAUGGGUCCAGCGAUCCCGCAAAACAUCUUCGUUACUACAAUCGUAUCUUAGCCAGAUGGGAGCAAGACGAUGCAGUCCUCUGCAGGUAUUUCCCUUCAAGUCUGAAGGGAUCAACACUAUCUUGGUUCGACAACCUACCACCCAACUCCAUCAACUCCUAUGACCAGCUCGCUGAGAAGUUCUUAGAAACUUACAUGUACAACAAGGCUGUCAAUGCAAGAAUGGACAAGCUCUUCUCACUAGAAGUCGUUUACAAAGAGACAAUGAGGGAGUAUACCGACAGAUGGCACAAGAUUUGUCAAGCCAUAGGAAAUGUAGAUCCAGUGGUCAGCAUCAACUGUUACAAAUGGGGAUUGGAUAGAAUGAGCCCAUUAUUUGUGGAGAUUCAUGGAAAACAAGCCAGCGGAUCAAAGAGGGGCGGUGCAGCUGAACGUCCCAACGAUGAUAAGAGAGGACGAAGGGACGACCGUCGACGUGAUAACCGUAAAUUCAAAGAUCAGGUUUUCACGAAGCUAAACACCAACUACACCCGCAUUCUGAGGGAAAUCAAGGACCGGGAAAUCCUGGAAUGGCCAUGGUCCAAAGGAAAACAACCCCCUAGGACCGAAAAGUCAAGGGAUUACUGUGAAUACCAUUUCUUCAAUGGGCACCAAACAGAGAAAUGCAAGAAUCUCAAGAUAAUGAUCCAGAAGCUGAUUGACGUUGGUGACCUCAAGAAAUACAUACAGAAAGCAGAAACUGAAGAUAGAGCUAAGCGAAGUAAGCAAGUCCAACUACCCGAAGGAAAUCGAAGCAUCAACACCAUCUCAUGUUCCGAGGCUACAGGACCAUCGCUGACUGCCCAGAUAGGGAAAAGGCUAAGAAAUCAAUUCGAGGAUUACUGUGAACUGUACAAGAUUGAUGGGGUAGAAGUAGAGGAACACGAGCAGUGGAUGAACGCACCUAUCACCUUCGAUGCUGAAGAUAUAGAGGAAUACAUGGAAGAUCACAAUGAUCCCUUGGUCCUCACUUUACCGGUGGCUGGAUGUAACAUCAGGAAGAUCUUUAUCGAUGGAGGGAGAUCGGUUAAUGUUCUGUUCUACGACGCGUUCAAUAGGAUGGAGAUGAACGAUGAACAUCUGAUGUCUUCUUAUUACACCAUUUAUGGAUUCAAUGGGGCACCAAGAAAGCCCUUGGGAGAUAUUGUUUUACAAGUAGAUGCAGGACCAAUGAAGGUCGAUACUUGA